GCGUCGGGGCCGCCGGGCGCCCGGAGCGCCUCAUCCCUCGCCCUAGCCAUCGCCAUCACCGCGCUCUACUCGGCUGUGUGCGCAGUGGGGCUGCUGGGCAACGUGCUCGUCAUGUUUGGCAUCGUCCGGUAUACUAAGCUGAAGACCGCCACCAACAUCUACAUCUUCAACCUCGCCUUGGCCGAUGCUCUGGCCACCAGCACGCUGCCCUUCCAGAGUGCCAAGUACCUGAUGGAAACGUGGCCCUUCGGAGAGCUCCUGUGCAAGGCGGUGCUGUCCAUUGACUACUACAACAUGUUCACCAGCAUAUUUACGCUCACCAUGAUGAGUGUGGACCGCUACAUUGCCGUCUGCCACCCCGUCAAGGCCUUGGACUUCCGGACGCCUGCCAAGGCCAAGCUGAUCAACAUAUGCAUCUGGGUCCUGGCUUCAGGUGUUGGGGUCCCCAUCAUGGUCAUGGCGGUGACUCAACCCCGGGAUGGAGCAGUGGUAUGCAUGCUCCAGUUCCCGAGCCCCAGCUGGUACUGGGACACGGUGACCAAGAUCUGUGUGUUCCUCUUCGCCUUCGUGGUGCCAAUCCUCAUCAUCACCGUGUGCUACGGCCUCAUGCUGCUGCGCCUGCGCAGCGUGCGCCUGCUGUCGGGCUCCAAGGAGAAGGACCGAAGCCUGCGGCGCAUCACGCGCAUGGUGCUGGUGGUGGUGGGCGCCUUCGUGGUGUGCUGGGCGCCCAUCCACAUCUUCGUCAUCGUCUGGACGCUGGUGGACAUCAAUCGGCGCGACCCACUUGUGGUGGCCGCGCUGCACCUGUGCAUUGCGCUGGGCUACGCCAACAGCAGCCUCAACCCUGUGCUCUACGCCUUCCUGGACGAGAACUUCACCCGGCACUGCCCCCUAAGCUCCCCACCCAAGUGA
Molecule: messenger RNA, 912 nt
Organism: Cricetulus griseus (Chinese hamster)
Lineage: Eukaryota; Metazoa; Chordata; Mammalia; Rodentia; Cricetidae
Source: RefSeq, a predicted model, not a curated record